UAGUGGAGUUUAGUUGAGAGUUUAGUUUAGCUGAGUUUAGUUUACUUCAGUUUAAUUGAACUGAGUUCAGUUGAGUUCAGUUACGUCAUUUUGUUUAGAAACAAGUGAAUAAGUAGGAGUAUCUUCAGGAAACGGUAAGUUAUGUCUUUAAAACGGUGCCUAUCAGCCCUGGGCACUAACAACUGGGCCAGGAGGCUGUUUUGCCAUAUUUUUGGCUGGAAUGAGAAGAACACCCAAUGUGAACAUAUCCAGGAGCUUGAGGAGACCAUUUUCUCACAGGAAGAACAGGUCGCUCAGCUUUCUGCAAAACUGGAAUCUGUAGAAAAUGAGAGACAGUCACUAUGGAUUCAGAUGGAAGAAUUGACAGACCAGCUCAAAAGAGCAAAUCUCUGCUCUGAGGAGCUGAGCUGUCUGUCCCACAAAGAAAGACAAAGAUGUCUAAAAGAAGAAGAGCAAACAUUGAGAAUCGGACUUCAACAACAAGUUGAAGAAACGAAUAACGUGGAGGCCCUACGCAAAGAUGCCAAGGAGAUGAAUGCUCAACUCCAAAGAGUAGAUGAGACCAUUUUCUUGCAGGAAGAACAGGUCUCUCUGGAAUCAGAGGAGAACAAAAAACAGUCACUCCGGAUCCACGAAGAGGAUUUAACAGACAACCUUGUAAUAGCAAAUAUCCGGUUUGAGGAGCAGAUCAGUCUGUUCCACAAAGAGAGAGAAAGAUGCCUGAAAGAAGAACAGCAAAAUUUGAGAAGACUUCAACAACAAGUUGAAGAAACAAAGAACCUGGGGCCCCUGCUCAAAUAUGUUAAUGAGAUGAAUGAUCAACACCAAAAAGUAGAGGAGACCAGUCUCUUUCAGAAGGAAUGUAUCUCUGAGCUCUCUGCAAACCUACAAUCACAGCAAUAUGAAAACAAGUCUCUCUGCAACCAUGUAGAAUAUUUGAUCAAGGAGCUCCACGGAGCAAAGGUCUACUCAGAGGAGCAAAGGGUCAAAUAUUUAAAAGAGAAAUCAUUGCGGAUUAAACUUCAACAAGUAGUUGAAGAAACAGGAAACUUGGAGGCCCAGCUCAAAGAUGUUGAGGGGCUUGACACUCUACUUCAAAGAGCAGAGGAAACCAUUUUCUUGCAGGAAAAAGAGAUCUCUAAGCUUUCUGCAAAACUGCAAUCAAAGGAGAACGAAAAUCAGUCCCUCUGGAUCAAGUUUGAAGGUUUAAAAGACAAACUGGAAUUGGCAAAUGUCCACUCUGAGGAGCAGAAAAGUCAGUUCAACAAAGAAAGAGAAAAAUGUAUUGAAGAAGAGCAAUCGUUGCGGAUCAAACUUCAACAACAGGUUGAAGAAUCAAAGAAAUUGGAGGCCCAGCUCAAAGAUGCUGAGGAGCUUGAGGCUCUACUCCAAAGAGCAGAGGAGACCAUUUUCUCGCAGGAAGCAUGGGUCUGUCAGCUUUCUGCAAAACUGGAAUCAAAUGAGAAAGAAAACCAGUCCCUCUGGAUAAAGUUUGAAGUUUUAAAAGACAAACUGGAAUUGGUAAAUGUCCACUCUGAGGAGCAGAAAAAUCAGUUCCACAAAGAGAGAGAAAAAUGUCUUGAAGAAGAGCAAUCAUUGCGAAUCAAACUUCAACAACAAGUUGAAGAAACAAAGAAAUUGGAGGCCCAGCUCAAAGUUGUUGAGGAGCUUGACCCUCUACUCCAAAGAGCAGAGGAGACCAUUUUCUCACAGGAAGGACAGGUCUGUCAACUUUCUGCAAAACUAGAAUCAAAGGAGAAUGAAAACCAGUCCCUCUGGAUCCAGGUAGAGGAUUUAAAAGACAAGCUUGAAAGGGCAAAUGUCCACUCUGAGGAGCAGAAAAGUCAGUUCCACAAAGAGAGAGAAAAAUGUCAGGAAGAGGAGCAAUCAUUGCGAAUCAAACUUCAACAACAGCUUGAGCAAACAAAGAAACUGGAGGCCCAGCUCAAAGUUGUGGAGGAGCUUGACCCUCUACUCCAAAGAGCAGAGGAGACCAUUUCCUUGCAGGAAGAACAAGUCUCUCAGCUUUCUGCAGAACUGGAAUUAAAGGAGAAUGAAAACCAGUCCCUCUGGAUCAAGUUUGAAGGUUUAAAAGACAAACUGGAAAGGGCAAAUGUCCACUCUGAGGAACAGAAAAGUCAGUUCCACAAAGAGAGAGAAAAAUAUCUGGAAGAAGAGCAAUCACAUAGGAUCAAACUUCAACAACAAGUUGAAGAAACAAAGAAAUUGGAGGCCCAGCUCAAAGAUGCCAAGAAGAUGAAUGCUCCAUUCCAAAGAGUAAAGGAGAUCAGUCUGUUUCAAAAGAAAUAUAUUUCUCAGCUCUCUGCACACCUAGAUUCGGAACAAAGUAAAAACAAGGCUCUCUAUAAUCAUGUAGAAUAUUUGACAAAUGAGCUCCAUGGAGCAAAGGUCUACUCAGAGGAGCAAGGGUCAAAAUAUUUAACAGAAAAAGCAUUGAGGAUCAAACUUCAACAACAAGUUGAAAAAAUAAGACAGCUGGAAGCCCAGUUCAAAGAUGUUGAUGAGAUGAAUGGCAGAGGAGAGGAGACCAUUUUCUUGCCAGAAGAACUGGUGUCACAGCUUUCUGCAAAACUGGAAUCAUUGGAGAAGGAAAACAAGUUACUCUGGAUCAAGUUAAAAGAUUUAACAAAUAAACUUGUUCACUCCGAGGAGCAGAAAAGAUUGUUCAACAAGGAGAGAGAAAAAUGUUUGGACGAAGAGCAAUCAUUGAGAAUCACACUUCAACAGCAAGUUGAUGAAACACAGAACCUGGAAGCCCUGCGCAAAGAGGCCAAUGAGAUGAAUGCUCAACUCCAAAGAGUAGAGGAUAUCAGUCUUUUUCAGAAGGAACACAUUUCUCAGCUCUAUGCAAACCUAGAAUCAGAGCAACUUAAAAACAAGACUCUCUGGAACCAGGUAGAACAUUUGACCAAUGAGCUCCAUGGAGCAAAGGUCUACUCAGGCGAGCAGAGGGCUAAAUAUUUAAAGGAGCAAUCACUAAGGUUCAAUGUAGAAAAACAAUUGGAUGAAUCAAGGACAGAACUGGCUCACGAGAAAAGCGAAAAAGAACUGCUCAUGAACAAGGAGGAGGAAACAAGGAAUGAGCUCGAGACCUUGAAACUUUCACACCAAGUCUACGAAGGUUCUCAGUCAUCCAGGUCAUGGUAAUCCAAUGUCGUUGAA
Molecule: messenger RNA, 3183 nt
Organism: Mugil cephalus (flathead mullet)
Lineage: Eukaryota; Metazoa; Chordata; Actinopteri; Mugiliformes; Mugilidae
Product: early endosome antigen 1-like
Exons: 1
Coding region: 142-3168 (1008 amino acids)
Source: RefSeq, a predicted model, not a curated record